Messenger RNA from Varanus komodoensis (Komodo dragon), 8128 nucleotides. It is a transcript of the gene SAMD4B, whose product is annotated as sterile alpha motif domain containing 4B. The record is from RefSeq and is a predicted model, not a curated record. NCBI's taxonomy places the organism in Eukaryota, Metazoa, Chordata, Lepidosauria, Squamata, Varanidae. The transcript is spliced from 13 exons. The coding region runs from base 3680 to 5761 and encodes 693 amino acids. Gene Ontology annotation, cellular component: P-body. Gene Ontology annotation, molecular function: mRNA binding; phosphatidylinositol-4,5-bisphosphate phospholipase C activity; protein binding. Gene Ontology annotation, biological process: nuclear-transcribed mRNA poly(A) tail shortening; lipid metabolic process; intracellular signal transduction.
GGAAGCAUAUUGCUGUUCUCUGCUGGGGUGCUGGCGGGUGCAUAUGCUGCUGUUCUUCUUGUCGGGACAGAGGAGAGCAGGAUAUGCCGCUAGUGCUGUGUAAAUUGUGAAGGCCUCUGUCCAGUGGGUUCUGGAUUAAAAGGCGAUUUAUACUGAACAUCUGCUCCAUCUUCUGUGCAGCCGAUUGUCUGAAUUGUUCCCCCCACCCUGCGUCAAUUCCACAAAUCCAUCAUUUCUUCUGUGCAGCUUGUUCUCAUGUCCAGCUGAUGCUACCACGUGUGGAAUGACACGCAUGCUUUCCUUUCCAAUGACAAUGCUCUGGUGGACAUGGACCAUGGAGUCCCAGCAGGUUCUGAUCUCCCUGUGGAAUGGACCAUUUUGUCCUGCCCUAAGGAGAUGAACUGAUGGCGACACCCAAGGUGUAAAAUAUAUUAACUCCUGAAAUAAUUGCUUCCCUUCCCACCAACAUUUACUGUUGUUUCCUUGCAUGUCUUGGGGCCUCGGCAGGAAAGGACUAAUGGACAACAUGCUCUUGGUAAUGCUGACAUCUGCCUUGGGAGCCUCAGGUUGUCAUUAGAAUGUGACACACUUUACACAUCUCUGGUGUGUAAGAACCGUGCUCCAUUGCAAGACCUCCAUGCAAACUAUGGAAGUUACUAGUCUAGACAAUGUAGUCAGUUUUCACUAAAGUUGACUUAGUUCUAGACUGGCAAAGUCACUGUGGAAGGUUUCUUGCUUUAAUUUAGCUAUAUCCUUAUGGCCCUCUUUUAUUAGUUUUCCCCCUCAGAUUUCCUAGCUUAUACUAAUAUUGUAUAACUAGAUUAAUCAAGGCAGAGAAAACAGGACUGUGAGAGUCUAUCAUCCUUAUGUCUGCCUAGAAACUGGAACCAGAAAGCUGCAGCAGGUUAGGAAACUUGAGAGGGGGUUUUGGUUGCCACUGGGCCAGGGAUCACGAGGGGCCAUAUUCUGUGUCAUUGAAGGGUGAGGGCUUGUCAAAAUUUCAUCUUUCAGUGGAAGGUUUGUUCUGUAAACUUUUAUAAUGUUAUUGAUUGGAGUCCUAACAAUGAAAAUGCACAGACUAUAUUAUGGUCUAACUGUAUUAGCUUUUUGUUUGCAGAAAUGAAGUGUAGUACACAUAAGCACUGUUUUAUGUGUUUGGAUGUGACAGCAUUUCAUUCAUGUCUUUCGCCUCACAAACACUCGAUAACCAAAUGCCGUGUUCCCGUAAUAUCCACCUAUUUUUCACAUACUGGUCUUAAUCCCGAAGUCCCUGUAGAGAAAUACUCUGCACCGUGUCUUGUAACUCUUCACCUGCAAGAAGGCCCAGCUAGUUCAAAGGUACAGAACAUAACCUCAUGGUGGUUGUUUUACCCUUCUCAACAUGGACAGGUAAAGGGGGCCUGCAUUUCCCAGGAUGCUUGAGCCAGCAUAGUGAUCUGGGGUGUGCUGGGAGUUGUAGGCCUGUUUUUUUCUGUCGGGAUGUACAUUGGAUUGCACCCUCUUUUUUUAGUGGAAGGAGUGCGUCCAAGGAGAACUUGAGCACGGAGCAUCAGCUUGGCAUGCCACGGGCCGCUUUGCAUGUGGUGCUGUAUGAAUGGUAGGAGGCAAGGGCGAUAGGCCAGGGCUGGCCUGCUGUUUAUCUUCUGGGCUGCCUGCUCAGUUGUGAACCUGUUCGCUUGUGCUUCCAUAGAGAGAAAUUGGCUGGUGUGCGUGUGUGUAUAGAUGCACUGGGCUAGGCUCGUGCAAAGAGUCUCCACUGAGAGGACAACUCAAGUAAAGCAAUCUGUGACUCGGUUUGCUCAAACAACCUGGGCAAAGGAUCACUGUGCCGCAGCCAGUAUUCAGUCCUUGGCUUUAGUGUUAGACUGUUCACAGGAACAUGAGUGAACGGAGUUAGGGAUCACUCAGGAGGCUCUGCCUGACUUGUGUCAUCCGCAUAUCUUUUAAAGACUGGAAUAAAUGGUCACCACUCUCAGGAGUACCCCCUUCUGUGAAGCUGGGGCAGGGGAGAAAGAUACUCCUGGGCUUUGCUGGGCAUCUUUGCAGCACAAGUAAGACCAGCUAUCUGGGACGGGGCGAUAUUAGGCCCUGCAUGUUCCUGUAAGGCUCUUGUGAGGAAACAGUCCGGAGAGAAUCUGUUUCGCAGCACCAAAGAACACACUGUGCUUCUUCUGUUUUGUGCGUGUGUGUGACCUGAAAUAGAUUGUUGAGGUGCACCCUGUGUCGGGCGGCCCUUUCAGAUGGUUUGGGAGCUGCCGCUCGUGCAGGACGUGGCAGACUAAUAGCUGGGACCAGACGGUCUGAACCACUAACUCCAGAUUUCCCAGUUUGUGCUCGCUACCCGUGUGCCUCUCAGCUCAGCUCCAAAUGCUGCUUUUUAUGUGUGAAGCCCUGCGUGGCUGGUGGCCAUAAUACCUAACAGAACCACCUCAUCUAACCAUGAGGUACAUCCAAGGCCUUCCUCCGAGUGCCACUCCCAAGGGAGGCUUGGCUGGUGGCAGCAAGCAGGAAGGGCGUCUCCAAAUGAUGGAGGGGGGCCCCACCAAGGCCCGCGUGGCACCGGAUUGCUGUCUUUUCAGCACCAGGUUAAAAACCUCUGCCUUUGUCCUGAGACAUUUGUUAGCUCCAAGUACAGAUGGGAGUGGAAUUGCCAGCCAUUGCUAGCAGGCUUCGCAGUAUGAAUAAGUUUUAACUGUCAUUAAAAUGUGGCUUUAACUUCUUAAUGUAAGGUUAAGAUGUUUUACUGUUUUAUAUUGUGUUUUAUUAUAUUUAUUACCUGUUAUUCAGUACUUAGCAUUCUUUGUCUACUGGGCUGUAUAGAAAAUAAAAUAAAAUAAAAUAAAAUGAAGCAAGGCUUUGGAGCAUCUCCCUUCUGAGGUCAACUGUAUUCUUCCCCAGCAUGUUGCUCUUGGCCCUGCAGUGUGACUGCUUUAUUCUGAGGUGGCAGAGGGCAGCCCACAGCCCUCUGGGAUAGGCUGAGCUGCAGUUUCCCCUUGGCUUGGCAAGGGCAGGCAGGGGUUGCGCCCUCCAGAUGUUGUUGGACUACAAGUUCCCCAUUGCUGUUCUAAGGAAAUGCAGUUGUGCUGCUGCAGUAGGGCCAAAGGUGCUGGUGUCAUUCGCUCCAGGUAGUGUGACGGAGCCCUUGGAGUCCUGAAAGGGAGUUCUGAGUUGGGAAACCUGGGGAUCAACUGAGCGGCCUUUUUGCUGCCUGAUUUACAGAUUUAGCCGCUGUGUUUUCCAAAUUUUGAUUCUCAGCUGUGAGGAACAGAAGUUUGCUUUGCCAGCUGUUCCAAGUAGGUGCCCUCCCUGUCUGUUGUACUGCUGCCGCCUCCAUCUCUGGCCAGCCUGGCUAUUGGGCAUGCUGACUGGGAACGACCGAAACUGGAGGACACCAGCUUGGGGAAGAUGCUAUUCUUACAAGAUGGGGGAUCCGAGUCUGCCUGAGAAAGAGGGAGGAUCUUGACGACAGACGGUCUGUAGACUAACCUUGGCAACAGCAAAGCCUCCCUUUCCAUGCCAUCCUGCUUCUCUGGUGACGGGAGAAUUGGAGUCUCGGUUUGCACCCUGGUCCUGAACGCCAAGACUGGAAGUCGGAACCAUGUGAGGGGUUCCCCCGCCCUGGAGCUCCCCUUGACCCCACGGUGGGCAGGUUGCUGCUAAGCCCGAGGCGUGAGCCACCAUGAUGUUCCGGGACCAGGUGGGCAUCCUCACGGGCUGGUUCAAAGGCUGGAAUGAAUGUGAGCAGACCGUGGCCCUGCUCUCCCUUCUCAAGCGCAUCUCCCGCACCCAAGCCCGCUUCCUGCAGCUGUGCCUGGAGCACUCGCUGGCAGACUGCUCUGAGAUCCACGUCCUGGAAUCCGAGGCCAACAGCGCAGCCGUCAUCAGUCAGUGGCAUCAAGAGCCAAAGGACAAAGUGGUCUCGCUGCUCCUCUCCCACCUGCCGCUUCUCCAGCCCGGCAACGCAGAGGCCAAGUCGGAGUACAUGACGCUCUUGCAGAAGGUGCUGGCUUACUCCAUCGAGAGCAACCUCUUCAUCGAGGAGAGCAGGCAGCUCCUCUCCUACGCCCUCAUCCACCCGGCCACCACGCUGGAUGACCGCAACUCCCUGGCCCUUUGGCUCAGCCACCUCGAGGAGCGCCUGUCCAGCGGCUACUCCGGCCAGAGCAGGGGCCGCCCUGACACCGCGUACCACUCGCGCCAGGGCUCAGACGAGUGGCAAGGUCCGGUGGACACAGGCCUGGGAGACCUGGGACACGGCUGGCAGGAGAAGCCACCUCGGGAAAAUGGGCACAUGUCCUUCCACUCCUCGGGCUCGGUGCCGUCGGCCAUCAACAGUAUCGGGAGCAAUGCAAACACAGCCCUCCCUUGCCAGAUCCACCCCAGCCCGCUGAAGCGCUCCAUGUCCCUCAUCCCGACCAGCCAGCAGGUCCCCAGUGAGUGGCUGAGUGUGGAGGAGCUGGGCGCCCGGCCAGCCUUCAUCUCCAGUGGAGAACAUGCACCCCUCUCGCCCCAGAGCAGCGUGGCCUCCUCAGGCAGUGAGCAGACGGAAGAGCAGCCCGGCAGCCGCAACACCUUCCAGGAGGAUGGCAGCGGCAUGAAAGAUGUCCCUACCUGGCUGAAGAGCCUUCGCCUCCACAAAUAUGCAGCCCUCUUCUCCCAAAUGACUUACGAGGAGAUGAUGACCCUCACAGAGCAGCACCUGGAGUCGCAGAAUGUAACCAAAGGAGCACGGCACAAAAUUGCCUUGAGCAUCCAGAAGCUGCGGGAGAGGCAGAGUGUGCUGAAGUCUCUGGAGAAGGAUAUCCUGGAAGGUGGGAACUUGUGGAACGCUCUCCAGGAACUGCAGCAGAUCAUCAUCACUCCCAUCAAGGCAUUCCACACCCUGCAGGCCGCGGCGGCCUCCAAGGAGGGCCAGCAGUUGGCAGCAGAGCAGCGUGGCGCUCCCAAGCUGGGCCUGGAGAAGGGCGGUGGCGGUGGUGGCGGCGGCAGUGCUGAGGAGAAGGAGACGGCCGCAGACACCUUCCCACCCCCGAGCGGCUCGCCCUGCGACGGGGAGUCGGGGGCCGCACCCAUUGCGGAAGGGGACAUCGCCGGACAGUUCACCCGCGUGAUGGGCAAAGUGUGUACGCAAUUGCUGGUAUCCCGGCCCGACGAGGAGAACAUCACUAGUUACCUCCAGCUGAUAGAGAAGUGCCUGCUGCACGAGGCGUUCACGGAGACCCAGAAGAAGAGGCUCCUGUCCUGGAAGCAGCAGGUGCUGAAGUUGCUCCGGACGUUUCCGAGGAAGGCCAUGCUGGACAUGCAAGGCUACAGGCCACAGAAGGGGUGGGCCUUUGGUUCCAACUCUCUCCCCAUAGCUGGAUCUGUGGGGGUUGGGGUGGCACGCAGAGGUCAGCGGCAGUUCCAGAUGCCCCCCCGAGCCAUCCCGCCAAGCCGCCUUGGGAUUCUGAGCCCCGCCGGGAUUGGUGGCGUCUCCCCUCGACAUGCUCUCGCCAGCCCGAACCUGGGGGGCCAAGGACGGCAGAACCUGUGGUUUGCCAACCCCGGGGGCAGCAACAGCAUGCCUGGCCAGAGCCGCAGCUCAGUCCAGCGGACCCACUCGCUACCCGUCCACACCUCCCCGCAGGCCAUCCUCAUGUUCCCGCAGGAUUGCCAGCUCCCCGGAACGGACCUGGAGAUCAACCCUACGCUGGAGUCCCUGUGCCUCAGCAUGACGGAGCACGCGCUGGGCGAUGGCACCGACAAAACUUCCACCAUCUGAACGAAGCUGGACCUGCUGGUGUUCCUGUGAAGCUUUCGGGUGGCUGUUUAUUUUUUCCCCUUUUCUGUUAUAACCUCCUUUCCUCCCGGGGUGUGUUGCGGUGGGGGUGGGCGAAUCCUUCUUGUCCCACCUCCAGCAUUCCCUAGCAGCCGGAGGGAUGGGGGAGAAAAAGCUGUCACUACAAUCUUACCAUCUUAUUGUGUUCUAAUAUUUUUCUAUCUUUUAUUAUUAUUAUAACUUCAGCUAUUGGUUUAAUACUUUGAUGUAUGUGGGAGUUGGCAGAGUCUCCCAGAAGCUUAACUCGCAGAGGCAGGAGGAGGCUGAGGUUGGGCCACGUUCUUCCCUUUCUUGUUUGCUUUUCCUUCCUCCGCCCCCUCCCACCGUUUACAUGCCAACGGCCUCUCCCUUUCCUCACCCUUUUCUGGAAACGUGCAAAAGGCAGGGGAAAGUGUGACCAAGGGCAUAGGCAGAAGGGUCUCCCCUGCCCCCAGGAGGCGUGGGGCUGGCGUGGAAGGAGCAGCGGCAACAGGGCACAGGAGGCCUUGCGGGGUUGACGGCGAGCUGGUUCCGUCUGAGCCGACUCGGCUGCUCGCUCUCUGCGCCCGGCCUGGGAGGAGAAGGGGAGCGGCAGCCCAGCCCGCUUCAGGUGGCUGACACGUUUUCAAAAGUGCCUCUAAUACUUCCUCCGACCAAGGGCAGUUGGCGAGGGGUGGGGGGACCGGCACUGGCAGGCUUGUCCGUUCCAUGUUUUAAAAAAAUGAAGCCGCCCCCGCGUGCUGCCCCAUGGGUGGGGGGGACCGGACGGGGUGGCUGUGGGGAUCGGAGAGGGACCCCUUGGCCGCCCUUCGCUCCCCUUCCCCCAGGAGCAACACUGGUGAGGCCCACGUGGGACUCUCGGCUCCUAGGAGGAGCGGCUUGGGGUCGGGGUCCGCCAAGUUUUGUUGAAGCAGUUCAGAGGGGUUUGGGGGAUCCGUCAGCAGUUCCGCAGUUCGGGAGCAAAGUUCUCAGUUGAGCAGGUUCGGGUUACUUGUACAGGCAGGUACACAAUUCUUUCCUGGCUAAUGAAUUCUGAGCUGGGCAGCAGGAGGCUGGCCAGCCCGGCCGUCGACUUUCGGCGGUCCUUCCGUGAUUUGGGGGCGCGGUGGUCUCCCUCAAGGUGGCUGGGGCGAGCUGCCGGGUGGGCGGGCCGGCCGGCCGUAUCAGAGCCCUGCUUCCCGGGGCGGAGGGCUCCCCCCACUCCCGCGCGGGGCUGAGGGGCAGCGUCUUUGCGGGGGGGGGGGGCUCUUGGCACUAAUGAAUUUUCAGGAGCAGGCUGGCCCAGAGGGGAUUGGAGUGGGCGGCACGGUGGGACAGUGGGGCCUGGGAGGCACCACCGCCCCCUUCGCUUGGGCGUGGGACAGCGCGGGCGAGAGGUUCCUGGGCAGGGACCGCACUUGCGCCGGGGGCCUGUGGGGGCCCGUCUGGAAGGGGAUCCGGGCAGCUCUCCUCACGCGGGGCCGGGGGCCGGCAUCCGGAUGCAUGCUCUGCACCUCCUGGGCUUUCCGCAACUUUCUCGCUGGGUAGGAGGGAGGGGGCAGUGGCUGCCAACCCCCACUGCUGACCCUCCGGACUUAGAAACGAGGCGGUCGCAGGAGGUGCGGGGGGGGGGGGCUGGCCAAUGCCUUUCUCCCGCAGGACGAUGCAAGCGGCGAGACGCCGAAGCAUCCGGGUCCAGCGGCCACGCCGGUGUGGGUGGGCGGGCCUCUGUGAAGUCCAUGGCAGGGGCGAACGGGGUGUCAAAGCGAAAGUGUGUCCGCUCAUCACACUGUGGGGGGGGGCAGGUGGGACGAGGAGGGUCUCACGCCUCUGGAUCAAGGUCACCCCGUGCCCCCUCGCCGGCCACGGCCGUCACGCAGCACGAAGCACCUCCCGCCCCAGCCGACCUGGGCAAGCUCCUCGGUACGGAGGAACCGCGCGUCCUCCCCCCUCUCCCCCACCGUCAAGAACUGUUUUAAAUGUAAAGGCCUUUUUCCAAAGUGUAUAUGGAACAAUAGCGUACAGCCCGCCACAAAAACAGACCUGAGAGAACUAUUUCUAAAAAGUAGAGAGACAAGGUUCCUGUUUCAGAUAGAAAUGUUAUUUUAGAUACAUUUUAUUAUGAAUAACUUUUGUUAUGACUAUGGCUGGUAACCAUGAAUACGUUAUUUAAAAAAAAAAACCACAAAACAUUUUACAAAAAAAAUUCCAGAUUCUGACUUUAGAUUGCUUUGUUGGACUCCUUUGCUGCUUUUUUCCUUCCAGUUUUUGCUUUGUAAAAGGCAUACAGAAUUUAAGUAUUAGCCCUUUUUUAUUAACCUCUAUGAUAAAGCUGUGCUUAUUUUGUAUUAA